Malania oleifera is the source of this 1451-nucleotide messenger RNA. Its product is annotated as universal stress protein PHOS32. The coding region runs from base 171 to 923 and encodes 250 amino acids. The record is from RefSeq and is a predicted model, not a curated record. NCBI's taxonomy places the organism in Eukaryota, Viridiplantae, Streptophyta, Magnoliopsida, Santalales, Ximeniaceae. The transcript is spliced from 3 exons.
AAAAGCUAACAAAAUAAAAAAAGAGAAAAAGCAAACCGAGCCAAUCGGCCAUCACACCCAUUAUACCUUCUCAUAGCUACAAAUUCCCACUGCCAAAGCCCAUUUGCUGCCUCCUCCUCAGUACUCCUCCCCCUUCUUCUUCUUCUUCUUCAAUCCGUCUGGUAAUUAAGAUGGGCAGAACCGGUGGUGGUGUGAGGCUGCCGGGUUUCUGCUUGAACCGGAUCCGGUCUCACGUUCGGGUCCGGUCGCCUCCGAUUCAGUCCAACCUCCCCGAGGGGAAAUCCCCGCCGGAGUCUGAUGUCAAGAAGGAAGAGACUCCUGGGGCUGUUAAAGCCGGCGAAGAGGCGGCGAAACCAGGUGGUGCGGCGGCGGAGAAACCAGCUGGUCCGCCGGGGCCGGCGGUGGCUAGGAGAAUCAUGAUCGUGGUGGACUCCAGCCUUGAAGCUAAGGGAGCCAUGCACUGGGCGCUCUCUCAUACGGUUCAAACCCAUGACACUGUCGUUCUUCUGCAUUUCGUCAAGACUACUUCCAAUCCCAAACCACCAGCUAAAGGUGAUGUAAAGGACAGUAAGGAUCCAACUCCGAGGAUCUACGAACUGCUUUAUUCUACGAAGAGAAUGUGUCAGUUGAAGAAACCUGAGGUGCAAGUAGAGGUGGUGGUGGCAGAAGGGAAGGAGAAGGGGCCGACCAUAGUAGAACGGGCAAAGAGAGAAGGGGUGGCACUACUGGUGCUGGGCCAGAAAAAGGCCUCCAUGACGUGGCGGCUCCUCUCCAUGUGGGCGGGUUAUCGGGUAGGGUGCUGUGUGGACUACUGCAUCAACCACUCGCAUUGCAUGGCCAUUGCCGUGAGAAGGAAGAGCAAGAAGGUAGGAGGCUACCUGAUCACCACCAAGCGCCACAAGGACUUCUGGCUCUUGGCCUAGCUCAAACCCCCAGCCCAUUACCCAUACACAUAGAUGAGAAUUUUUUAUACAGGGAUCCUGGACCACGGCGUCAGCAGCAUAACCACGGUUUCCACUGACAUUCAUUUGAAUCAUUUCUACUCUUUGAUUAUGGCUCCUUUAGCUUCUCUCGAGAUUUUUAUCUUGUCAAGACACAUGGCACGGCACGGCACGGCACGGGGUCAAUGCCAGACAUGGCCUUCGCACUAGGCAUUGGCUUAUGUUGCUGAUGUAUUGGUUUGGAGUCGCUCAAUUUACUUAAUAUAUAUUUUGAUAUGUAAUAAAGUUGUUAAAAUUAGUGCGGAAGUGGGGUGGGAGGUAAAGCAAAGUGUGUGUCCUUUAUCGUUUGGGGGAAGGCCUCUAUUACUUCUGGGCCUUGGGAGUAUAUUUAAGUAUAUAUUUUAUAUGUAAUAUAAAUUUAUAAUUUACUUUAUUUGUAAUUAUAUAUAUAUUUUUUAUUUAAAUGUAACAUGAAUGUAUCAAUAUCUUAACUCGCUCAUUUGCUCGAAC